This is a messenger RNA of Sinocyclocheilus grahami, 2745 nucleotides long. RefSeq names its product ankyrin repeat and zinc finger domain-containing protein 1-like. The record is from RefSeq and is a predicted model, not a curated record. NCBI's taxonomy places the organism in Eukaryota, Metazoa, Chordata, Actinopteri, Cypriniformes, Cyprinidae. The transcript has 15 exons. The coding region runs from base 151 to 2142 and encodes 663 amino acids. Gene Ontology annotation, biological process: ERAD pathway. Gene Ontology annotation, molecular function: protein binding.
CACUUGUCGGCCACCGUAGAGCACAAACACGUGUGUAAUGAAAUAUGAUUCAUUUCAGCUUACGCGGACUGAACAUAUAAAUUAAAACCAUAAGGGACCGAUGCUUUUGCCAAAAAGGUGAUCGCGCUGGUUUGUUUUGUCGACGGAGUCAUGGCUUCUCCGGAGCAGCGGUGUGUGUUCUCGCUGUGUGCGGAUGAGACGGUGACCGCUGGGCUGAGAGAGGUGUCUGGACUGCUGGGUCAUCCCGAACCUCCCCAGCGCUCUGCUAACACGUCCAGUGAGGAUGUUGGCUCAAUGAAAACUGCAUCCGCCGUUGAGGUGUCCGACAAGAUGUUCUGCUCGGCCUGUCGGUGUCAUUUUGAGAGUCGAGAGGAGCAGAUGGAGCAUUACAAACUUGACUGGCACCGCUUCAACCUGAGACAGCGGCUGGAAGGAAGAUCAGUGGUCACAGUGGAGGAGUUUGAGAAGAAGACUGGCACAGGUGACAUUUCAAGCAUUUCGGGUUCAGACUCAGACAGUGAGGAUGGGGAUCUUGGAGAUGAAGUGGGCCCUGAAGAGACAGAGAGUGCUCUGGACACAGAUCAGUCCACAUGUCGACUUUCUACCAAAGCAGUCUUUCAAAACAUGCAGGGACAGUUCCUGUCAUUGUAUCGCUGUGUUCUGCAAAACAAAAAGGACAAUGAAGAAGACUUGGUUUCCUCUUUACUGAAAAUAUCAAACAACACUAUUUGGGUCAUUCUGAUGACUGGCGGUGGACACUUUGCUGGAGCGGUUUUUAAGGGAAAAGAGAUUGUGCAGCAUAAGACGUUUCAUCGGUACACGGUGAGAGCGAAGCGAGGGACUGCACAGGGACUGAGGGACUCUCAGAACCGCAGCCACGCUCCUAAAUCUGCAGGGGCGGCCCUCAGACGUUACAACGAGGCAGCGCUGCACAAGGAUAUUCACGAUCUUCUAGAAAGCUGGGCUGAGUAUUUGAAGGAGGCAAGUGCCAUCUUCCUGCGAGCACAGAGUUACAAUAAGACCAUAUUUCUUGGAGGUCGUGGAGCACCACUGGACAAAAAAGAUCAGAGAGUCCGGGUACUUCCUUUUGCCACCCGUAGAGCAACAUUUAGCGAAAUACAGCGCGUUUUUGAUCUCCUUUCAACUCUACAUGUUUAUCAAAAGGACACUGAAAUCUCUAGUAUUUUCAGUCUUUCAAAGAGAGUGUGGAAGAAGAAAACUCCUAAACCUGUUAGUCAUCCAGUCCCAAACAUCAAUGUGCCUACAGAGGGAGAAGAGGGUAAAGAAGAAAGUUCAGAGGAGGAAGACUCAGGAAUGCUAGAGACAGUGGAGGAGACACUGGGAACUCUGGACCUCAGAGAACAUGAGGUGCAUCUUAAUAAGAAGAAAAAAGAAGUGGAUGAGUCUUGGGAAUAUAGUUUAAGGGACGCUCUCUACACCGCCUGUAAAACGGGGGACAUCCAAUCAUUACUCACCCUCCUGCAACUACCAGAGGACCAGGAAGAGGAAAAGGAUAGAGAAGAGAAGAACACCACCUCGAGGGUUUCAUGUCUUCUCAACAAGCCCAUAGACUCAGCAGGCUUUACUUUACUGCAUGUGGCAUCAGCAGCUGGACAGAAAUCAGUCAUCAGUCUGUUAAUGGAUGAAGGGAGUGAUCCAGCUAACAAGGAUAAGAAAGGACAGACUCCAUAUGGCGUUGCUCCUGAAAAAGAUACCCGCGACACAUUUAGAAAAUACAUGGCUGAACACCCUCAUAAGUAUGACUACACUAAAGCACAGGUGCCUGGACCACUGACUGAAGAAAUUGAGUCCAAAAAGGCAGAGAAGAAGAAAGCCCAAAAAGCAGCACGGAAACAGAGAGAGAAAGAGCAAAAAGAAGAGAAACUUAAGAAGCAGCAAGAAGAGGAGGAAAAGAGGAGGUUCAUAGCUCUUAGUGACCGAGAGAAGCGAGCUCUGGCUGCGGAGAGGAGAUUGGCUGAACAUAUGGCCACAACUGGAGUGUCACUCACUACCAUCAGGAGAUGCUUUCAGUGUGGAGAGUCAUUACUGGGGAAGAUUCCUUUUGAAUAUCUGGACUACUCUUUCUGUUCGCCUCGCUGUGUCCAAGCCCACCGCAAAGCCAAUGCAGCCGCCCGGCCCUGACCUCUCACAUCCUACCACACAGCAUUAGAGGACGUGAAGGUGUGGUGCCAUAUUGUGGACAUAUUUCAUUUUACAUGAUCUGGGAGUUGACUGGAUUUUACAAGAAACAUAUCAAGGAUUUCACAGUUAUCUUUGAAAUGACAAGACUAUGAUAGAUUACCUGAAAUCAGAGAAGAGAAUUAUUAAUAAGAUUGAUUCACACAAAUCUUAAAUAUAUCUGUAAUUUAACAUGGCUACUCUGAUAUUGUAUUACUUUUCAACUCAAAUCAGGACACAGACCAACCACUGUGAUUCAAAAAAAGUUCUAUAUCUUCAUGAGAUAAUAGCUCAUUAAAAGUCAUAGUUAAUUCAGAACUGUAAAGUAAAAUCAUGGCGUGUUUUAUGUUUUACAAUGUAAAACACACAUUUUUGGUAAAAAUGUUGUUGAAGUUUAUUCUUUUACAUUGUUUGGCAGCUGCUGCAGUUUUAGAUUGUACAAAUACAGUUGAAAUCAUCAUUGAUAUGAUUCUUUUGGUGUAAUACUGUUUCCAAACUAGCAUGAUUUAUGAUAAAGAAAAAAGGUAUAUGUUUGACAGCACAGAAUGCUACAGUCACUGAAAUUAA